Messenger RNA from Colletotrichum destructivum, 1551 nucleotides. Its product is annotated as Putative major facilitator superfamily, MFS transporter superfamily. The record is from RefSeq and is a predicted model, not a curated record. Gene Ontology annotation, cellular component: membrane. The transcript has 5 exons. NCBI's taxonomy places the organism in Eukaryota, Fungi, Ascomycota, Sordariomycetes, Glomerellales, Glomerellaceae. The coding region runs from base 1 to 1551 and encodes 516 amino acids. Gene Ontology annotation, biological process: transmembrane transport. Gene Ontology annotation, molecular function: transmembrane transporter activity.
AUGGCGUCUGCGCUCAAGGAAUCCGUCCCGAGGGAUAAGUGGUGGGAAUGGAGAUGGUUUUCUCCCGACGACACAAAGGAAGAGAGGCGCCUGAUCACCAAGAUUGACCUCCUCUUGGUGCCCUACUCGGUCCUCGGUUAUUGGGUCAAAUAUGUCGACCAAUCGAACCUGAACAACGCCUACGUCGCCGGCCUGAAGGAAGAUCUCGGCUUCUACGGCAACGAACUCGUCCAGCUCCAGACUCUGUUCACUCUAGGAUCGGUGCUUGGCCAGAUCCCCUUUCUGUUCAUCAUGACAUAUGUCCCAAUCCAAUACCUCAUCCCGAUCUGCGACAUCAUGUGGGGUAUCUUCACGCUCCUUCAGUACCGAGUCAACUCCUAUGCCGAGUUGGCUGCGUACAGAUUCAUGGUCGGCUGGUUCGAGGCUGCUUUCUUCCCGGCGAUGCACUACGUAUUUGGCUCUUGGUAUCGAGGCCACGAAAUUGCCCGCCGCGGAGGUAUCUUCUACACCGGUCUGGCCGCCGGCACUCUGACCGCUGGCCUCAUCCAAGCCGGCGCAUCGAGAUCUCUAGAAGGCGUUCAUGGCCUGGAGGGCUGGCGAUGGAUGUACAUCAUCUGCGCCAUAAUCACCAUCCCCGUCGGCAUCUUCGGCUUCUUCGUCAUCCCGGGCACCGUCGACCAGCCCAACAGAUUUUGCGUCAACAGCAAGGACAUUGAGACCGCGCGUGAGCGUCUCGAGAAGCACGGCCACGUGCUGCACGGCAAGAUGAAGUUCGGCCACAUCAAACGGACCCUGCUCGGCUUCCGCUUCUGGCUCGUCAUCACGACCGACGUCCUCUUCUGGAACGCCGGCAUCCACAAGAACACCGGCUCCUACCUGCUCUGGAUCAAGAGCCUCGGGCGCUACAGCGCCGCCAAGGUCAACGAGAUGGGGACCAUCGCCCCCGCCCUCGGCAUAGCCUACACCCUCAUCGCCUGCUUCGCCUCGGACAUGUUCCUCGGACCGGCCUGGGCCAUCACCGUCUGCUCGGCUCUCAACGCGCUCGGCCUCAUCUUCUUGACCGCGUGGACCGUCCCCGAAGGCGGGCUGUGGUUCGGGUUCGCAACCAUGUAUUGGUCCAACGCCCUGUCUUCCGUCUUCCACGGCUGGGUCAACAACCUUUUGCGCGACAGCCCCGAGGAACGUAGCUUCACACUCGUGCUCAUCAACCUGCUCUCGCAGAGCUCGACGGCCUGGACGCCCCUUCUCACCUUCCCUACGGUGGAGGCUCCCCGGUUCAGGAAAGGAUAUUCGUUUUGUCUGGGUUGUGCCAUCGCUUUGAUCGUCUUCACUUGGGUCAUGCACUACUACCUGAAGAGGGACAGGAGACAGAAAGCCGGCUCGGCGGAUGAGGAGACGAGCAGUCGUCAUGGCAGCGGCGUGACGACCCCGCUUGAGGGCGACUUCAAGAAAACCGAGAACUCUGCUGCAGAGAAGAAGAACAUUGAGAAGAGCAUUGACGGCAGUGGAAAAGGAAUCAAAGGAGGUGGCGACAGGAUCACAGUGCUCUGA